AUGGAGAGCGGCGGGGAGGCGCUGCCCGCCGACCUGCGGGACCUGGCCACCAAGGUGGGGCGGCGGCCGCCCGCGGGGCUGCUGCGGGGGCUGCGGGCAGACACAGCCCCAGCGCCGCCGGCACCGCCCGCACCGCCCCGCGGCGCCCGCCUGCCGCUCGCCGAACGCCUCCGGGCGCUCCGCCUCGACAUGGCCUACCUGCGAGCGGUGGAUGUGAAGAUCCUGCAGCAGCUGGUGGUGGUGAAUGAGGGCAUCGAGGCGGUGAAGUGGCUGCUGGAGGAGCGGAGCACCCUGACCAGCCGCUGCAGCAGCCUGGCCAGCAGCCAGUACAGCCUGGUGGAGAGCCAGGCAGCCUCGCGGCGGGGCAGCUGGGACAGCCUGCAGGACCCCAACGACCCGCUGGACAGCAUCUCCGUUGGUAGCUACCUGGACACAUUGGCUGAUGAUAUGGAUGAGUAUUCCCAAAACGCAGCCGAAACCGCCGCUGCAUCCGCAUCGGGCAGAGCCCUGGUCAGGGCAGAGCAGGAUUGGGUCAGGAUUGACCCCGAGAGGGGUCUGGCAAAGCAAGAGAAGGGCAAAGCGGAGCACGAGUGGCCCCACGUGGACAUCUCCCCACCCCGGCUGCCCCAGGAUCACCGGUUUGCAAAGGAGCCCCAGGUGGCCAACGGGCAUUUGGGCCAGCAGCUCUCCUCUGUGGAACCAGGCAGAGACACCAAAGUGCCAUCAGGGGCUGGGGAGAGGCUGGGGAACGGGAACCUGGAUGGGAAGGCUCGGAAAGCCGAGGGUGACUUCGAGAACUGCAAACUCAAUAGCAAACUGCACUUGGAGUAUGAUGCCCACUGGCGCUGGCUCCAGUCUCAGGAUGAUGUGACGUUCUUGUAGCCCAUGGGUUCGCCCUUGCCACUCCAGUUCUCCCAACUGCUUGCUCUCCUUCACUUGUCUCUGCCUGGGAGAGCUGGGGUGGCUGGAGAAGGGAGGACAGGCUGGCUUGGUGGUGCUGCACUGUUCCUCUAACCCCCUGUCAGUGUUUGGUGAUACAGCCCUAAGGGAUGGGGUGCUGGCCCUGCAGCAGCUUUAUGGGAGAGGGGGGAUGAGGUGGGUCCCCAUAAGUGUAAUCCUUUGCCCUGGGGUGGUGCUUGCAGGUGGCUGGUCACUCCUCUGUUGUCCUUCAUGCUGGUGGCAGGGAAGGGUUGGUGAAAACCUGGUGGGGUGGGACCUCUCCCCUCUAAUCCUCAGCCUUCUAUCUGCAAAAACUGGGGACCCUUCCGGUAAACUGGCUGCCGAGAGAGGACAGGAGAUGCUCCCACACAUCCCUGGUGGCACCAGCAUGCCCAGUGUGAGGUGUGGGGCAAGGCCAGCAGCAGGUCAUCCCUGUUGGAUGUGCUCAUUUCCAUCAUUGUCUUCAAGGUCAGUGUCCAUCCAGGGUAGAGUUCACCUGGGGCACCUGGGGCUUGGCCUCAGCACGUGGGGGAUGCUAAAACCCUCUUUCCUGUGAGUGAAGCCCUGCCUGGUUUGAAUGCCUUCAUCCAUACCCUGUGGAGGAAGGGUGAUGGUGCAGACUUCCCUUCCCAACGUGAUUUCAUGAGAAGGGCGAUGUGAUGAGUGGGAGAUGGAGAUCCAGUUCUCCCAGUUUGUUUCUGAACUGUCUUCCACUAUUGGACCAUGUCCUGCAGAAACCCCGGGAUGUGGCAUUGUAUGGGCCGCCUGGCAGAGCCUGUGGGGCUCAGGCUCAGAGAGUGCUUCCCCCUGACACAGUGUGAUGGGGUUGAUGGCUGGGAUUCUCCAUCAGUGUGAUGAAUGGUGCCAGGUCUUUACCCCCUACCAGCAACCAGAAACAUGGGGCUUCUCUGCUGGGGUGGAUUUGCAGUGCCCCUGCCCUGGAAACAUCAUCUUUGUCCUUUUAGCCUUGGCUUCUGCCUGUGCCUUUUACUGUCUGCACACCGCGUACCCCAGCACACCCCUCGUUGGCUUGUAGAGCAUGGCUUUAAGCUGGAGCUGCAUGAGAGCUUGGGCAGGCCUGCUGCCUUCAUCAGGCGAUGCAGGAAGGACCUGAGCAUCCUGCUUCAAGGAGAAGGGCUCUUCCAUGUGCCUGGAUAAGCCAUGGGUGCUCAGUGCUGUGACGGCUUUGCUCUCACCAUGAUGCUGUUGUUACCCUGCUUGUGUGGGUCACAGCCUGGCUCUUCCCUUACUGGUUUGGUGGCAGUGGGGACACCAUCUCCUGAUGGCAAUGGGAAGCCAAGAGAGAGGGAAGACCUGGCUGUGACUCUCCCUAGAUGCGAGAUGUGAGCUGGCUGUGGUUAGGAAGGUGGUUGUGUGCAUGACAGGUUCAGCUUUGUGCCUCUGAAGCAGCACCUUCAGUGGAAACUGUACUCCAUACUGAGGCCCCUGAGCAUCCUCCCUUCGCCUGCAGAUCCUCAGGGCUUUCCUGGAUGGACAUGAAGAGCACAACAACAUGCACAGUUCCAGGAGAUGGCACCUGCUGAGGACUUGGGGGAAUCCCAGCAAACUGGGACCAGGUUGCCCUAUGUGAGCAUCCCAUCUGCCUGCCCUGGAGCAGCUGUGCUUGGCUUGCCAUUGCCUACAAGCAGCUUAUGGCUCCCUGUGUAGCUCCACUGCUACUAAGCCACCAUGUCCCCCAAGGCUGGCUGUCCCCUGCUUCCCUUCUAGCCCUGCAUGGCAUGAAGCAGCUGAGGGUCCCUGGGGGAGACAGGGUAAGUCCUCCAGUGCUGUUAAAUCAUUCUCAUCAAAAAAUAGCUGGCUUAAUAAAUGAUAGCAUUUCUCCCAG
Messenger RNA from Neopsephotus bourkii (Bourke's parrot), 2785 nucleotides. RefSeq names its product leucine rich adaptor protein 1 (gene LURAP1). NCBI's taxonomy places the organism in Eukaryota, Metazoa, Chordata, Aves, Psittaciformes, Psittacidae. The record is from RefSeq and is a predicted model, not a curated record. The transcript is spliced from 2 exons. Gene Ontology annotation, biological process: positive regulation of canonical NF-kappaB signal transduction; positive regulation of cytokine production. Bases 1 to 882 code for a protein of 293 amino acids.